GCUGUCGUCGCUUCCGCUUUUAAAACAAAAUGGGUGGCGCCAAAGCUUGACAACAAAGCGACUGUUAGCGUUUGCACCUUCUAACGGAAAGUUAACAAAGUCGUUUCCUGGUUGAAUUUCGACGGCGAUGCAGGGACGAGUUUAUGGAGAAACGUUCCAUUAGGAGCUGCACAAAUGUCAACAUGGCUUCGAAGACGGAUCAACUUCUCAUCGUCGUGUCCGUCCUCGAAGGUCGUCACUUCCCGAAGAGUCUUCGACUGAGCCUCGUGGUUCAGGCCAGCUUCGAUGGUGAGCAGCUGGCUACGGACCCAGUGGAGCACAGAGAGCAGCCUCAGUUCAGCACUGAACUGGCCUGGGAGCUUGACCGCAGGACGCUGCACCAACACAGACUGCAGAGAACUCCAAUCAAGCUUCAGUGUUUUGCUGUUGACGCAGUCAGCAAGAAAAAAGAGUGUGUCGGCUACAUUGUCCUCGACCUCCGAUCACUGCAGGAGGUCAAGCAGGAUCCACGCUGGUAUCCGUUGCUGAGCAGUAAAUACACCAAGCAGAGGCCGGCCCUUCUUCUCAGCAUGGUUCUGGAGAACGACGCCAAACCAUCUGGACCCUCUCCUGAUAGGUUCAAAGCCAAGAAGGCCCCACCCAGACAAGGUUCUCCAGCCAUUAAUGAGCUGCUCCCAGAAAAGCUGGAAUCUGUACUGAUUUCAGACCAGGGUUACCAUCAGAUCGGACCUGCAGAUCACUGUUCUGAUAUGUUCGUCCUGUCAGUCACUGUGGCUUUUGCUACCAAACUAGAACAGUUGUUCCCACAGUUGAUCCCCAGCACUAUGAAGCUGUCAUCAGAAGGCUCCGCCUUCUUCUUCUACUAUUCUUUACUGGGGAACGACAUCACCAGCGAGCCUUUCCACAACUUGCUGAGCCCUGACUUUGAGCCGGAGCGUGCCUCUGUGCGCAUCCGCAGCAGCAAACAGAUCCUCCAGACCUUCUUGUCCCAGCAGCCCAGUUUACAGAUCCAUCUGUGCUGUGGGAAUCAUUCUCUGGGCAGCACAGAUGUUUCUCUCUCGACUCUGACGGCUGUGUCCGUGGACCUGGAGAGCAAGGCAGCAGCAGUGGAAGGAGCCUUUCUUCUCCAACCUCCAUCACACAAGCAGACGCUGCUUCCUCUGCCUGCCGAGCUGCAGCCGACUGUGGGUGUGUCUGUCACCCUGAGGAGGGAAGAGGUUGCACCACAGUCCUUGGUGAAUAAAGAGGGAAGUGGACGUCAACCCUCCGUCUGUCUAUCUAGUCCUCCAUUCCUUCCAUCUGCUGAACACCAACCCCAGCCCUCCUUUACAGGAGGUAAACCUCACAUGUCUCCUCCCCACCCUCCUUUUGCUCCCUCUUCCUCUCAUACAGAGAGCGAAGCAGAUAAUCUGCUGGAAGGGCUUCAGCAGCAAAGAGAGCAGGGAGGACUGGCAGCUGCAGAUUUGGAGGUUCCUGUUCAGUUACAGACUGAGGCUGCAGAAGAAGGUGGAGCUUCAUCCGUCAGCGUUUCUGCUCCUAAAGUGUCCAUCCCCUCGUCUGCCCAUCACUACUGCUUCUCUCUGGACCUCCGCACCCUGGGAAAGCUCAGCUUGACGCACCCCAUCGCUGCCACGCUCAGGUAUUCCUAUCAGUUCUUUGGCAGCGCAGCUCCCAUCAUGACAAACCCUCCCGUGGAGCUGCGGAGGAACAUGGAGGUGUCCCUGCCUCAGUCCUACUGUGCAUUUGAUUUCGCUGCACUGCCGCAGCAGCUGCAAGACACUUUCCUCAGGGUUCCUCUAGUGGUGGAGGUUUGGCACAGAGACUCCAUGAGCAAGGACCAGCUGGUUGGACGGGCCUCCAUUCAGCUGUCUCACUUGCUGAGCUCUGAGAGGAGCCGGUUAAUGACAUCAGCAGGGGAGCAGAGCUGGCGGCAGAGUCAUCAGGACAGAACCCCUGUGAUCAGAGCGCAGCAACCGAUCGAGAAGGUUGCAGAGUUGAGCUACGUGGUGACACUGGAGGACCUGGGACUGGUUAAAGCCACAGAGGUCAUUGUGUCCAAGUCUUCACAUCAUCAGAAUGAACAUUUACCUUCCAACCCUGCAGCUCCCACCCACCCCUCUUCCCCCCUGCCCUCCACAGCUCCCAGAGAAACCCUAGAGUACCGCACGGCCCUGGAGCUGGAGCUGUGGAAGGAGGAGCAGGAAGACCUAUUCGACGAUCAGUUGAGGAAGAAGGAGCUAAGCCACAUGCAGGCUCUGGCAGAGGAGUGGAGGAGAAGAGACAGAGAGAGAGAAGCUCUGGUAAAGAAGAAGGAGGCAGAGUAUAAUGUGUUGGAGGAGCAGUUACAGAAGACCUUGUCCAAUCUGGAAAAGAGAGAGAAACUUUUGGCUGAGGCCGAGCUGGAGACUCAGAGGCAGCAGAGGGAGCUGCGAGCUGAGCACGAGCUGAGCCAGAGGGAGCUGCAGGAGAGCAGCAGGAGGCUGCAGCUGGAGUGUGACCACCGGGUGGCGCUGCAGAGAGACAAAGUGCGACUGAUGGAGGAAGAGCGAGCCCGGCUACUCCAGCAGAUUGCAGAUGCUGAGAGUCGGUACAAACAGCUGGAGAAAGAAUUUCAGCUCUACAGAGAACAACAGAACAUCAGACCUGAGUUCAGACUGCAGUCUGAGAUCAACUUGCUGAGGCUGGAGAAGGUGGAACUGGAGAGGAAGCUAGAGUCCAGCACCAAGUCCAAGCUUCACUACAAACAGCAGUGGGGACGGGCCUUAAAGGAGCUGGCCCGGUUCAAACAGCGGGAGCAGGAGGCGGCUAUGAAUCGUCUGAAGAAGCAACAGGCCGAGCUGGAGGCCAUGAGGCUGCGUUACCUGGCAACAGAGGAGAAGGAGGUGGCACGGCAGGACCGACAGGAGUUGGACGACAUCAGGAAUGAGCUCAACAGGUUAAAGCAGCAGGAGGACAGAGCAGGAAAAGCUUCCACUGGUCCAGGAGUGAAUGAAAGCUCAGAUGAACACCUGAGCCGCCUGCUGGAGGAGAGAGACACCCUGCUGAGAACCGGCGUCUACACCCACGAGGACCGAAUCAUCGCAGAGCUGGACCGACAGAUACAGGAGGCCAUGAGGAACGCGGGGAGGCUCUGAGAGGCCGCAGAAAUAUUCUGUAGCAGCCUGGAUGAUGGUGCUUUAAAGGAUUAACACUGUCAAAUCCACACCAGGGUCAGAAGCUGAAGCUUUAUUCAACCAGAAAUGUCAUUAAUCCUAUUUGUUGCUAAGUUAUGAGGACGUGGUUCCUGAGACUGAGUCAGUGAGAAUCCUGUUACAGCAGGUGGUGCUGCAGCCUCAUGCUCCCGAUCUGUUUGAAUUGUUUGUCUUUUGUUUGUUGUUUUAUAAUAAACACUUUAAACAGCGA
Molecule: messenger RNA, 3402 nt
Organism: Betta splendens (Siamese fighting fish)
Lineage: Eukaryota; Metazoa; Chordata; Actinopteri; Anabantiformes; Osphronemidae
Gene: cep120
Product: centrosomal protein 120
Exons: 20
Coding region: 144-3134 (996 amino acids)
Biological process (GO): interkinetic nuclear migration; centrosome cycle; positive regulation of centriole elongation
Cellular component (GO): centriole; centrosome
Source: RefSeq, a predicted model, not a curated record